ACAUCAGGAUCCUAUCAGAGUGCCCCCUUACAUCAGAUGUCCCCAUCAGAGUGCCCCCCUUACAUCAGAUGUCCCCAUCAGAGUGCCCCCUUACAUCAGAUGUCCCCAUCAGAGUGCCCCUUACAUCAGAGAUCCCCAUCAGAGUGCCCCCUUACAUCAGAUGUGCCCCCCAUCAGAGUGCCCCCUUACAUCGGAUGUCCCCAUCAGAGUGCCCCCUUACAUCAGAUGUCCCCAUCAGAGUGCCCCCUUACAUCGGAUGUCCCCAUCAGAGUGCCCCCUUACAUCGGAUGUCCCCAUCAGAGUGCCCCCUACAUCAGAUGUCCCCAUCAGAGU
Staurois parvus is the source of this 333-nucleotide messenger RNA. NCBI's taxonomy places the organism in Eukaryota, Metazoa, Chordata, Amphibia, Anura, Ranidae. The record is from the annotation of a GenBank genome assembly.